AAUUUGUGGGAGGGAUUGGUGUAAGAGGGGUACUCGAAAUUUUCUUUUUUUAAUUUACCUAGAUUUUUGUUUAGUUGUGUAUUUAUUAGACAUGGAAUUUUUUCGCGAAUUUCUAAUCGAGGUUGAAAAGUAAAAUUAACAAAUGUGUAGACAAUGGGUCAUUCAAAACCAGAUGCUCAUCCCAACAACAACCAAAAACAACAACCACAAAAUUAUUCUUUUCCAAAACAUUUAUUAUUUUAUUUAUCAAUUUUGUCUUCAAUUAAUUCAAGUCUUUUUAAUUGUUUUGGUUAUAUUUUAUUUGCUUUUGAAGAAAAAAAUAAUUUGAAUAAAUCGAGGAAUGAUUUAAUUAUUUUUUAUUUUUUUUCUCUUCUUUCUUUAACAUUUUUAACAAUAUUAAAAGAACAACAACAAAAAUUAUUUAAAAGAAAAUGUUUUUCUUUUUUGUUUUCUCAAAAUAUUCUUUUACCUAUUGCUUUGUUUGGUGCCGGUAGUGCUUUGUGUACUCUAAAUUCGGAAAUAUUACAUCCAUUUUCUGUUUCUUUAUUUGGAGCAUCUUUAACAAUUAUUUGGCCAGCUACUUGGUUACAAUUUAUUGGCGAAUUAAAUUAUAACAACAUAAAAACAAUAAAUAAUCAAAUAUCACCAGCUAUAACAAUAAUAUUAAUUUCUUCACAUUUUGGCCCAUUCAUUUUUCCAUUUAUUUUAACACAAAUUUAUAUAAUUUAUGGAGGUCCAGAACUUUUUACUUCAAUAGAAUUAUUUUUUAUAUUUUUAAUGGUUAUUGCUUUUGUUUGUAUAUUAAAUAUUCAGGCUAAUCAACAACAAUCUGGAAGUCAAUUUUGGCAUUGGUUCCGUGGAGAAGGUGGUCGUCGAACACGCCGUUCUAUUCGCCUAUUUGUUAAUAGUUUUAGAGGAAGUCUUCGACGACGACAAAAGGCUUCACGUAAUCGUCAAAAUAAAAGAAGAAGAGUUGGAACUGCAGAUUCUGCACUUUUAGAAGAGAGUAGUAUUUGUGGUGGACAUUCAGCUUUAAGUAAUUAUAAUAGUUUUCAGACAUUAAAUGAACGUAUUACAAACAACAAUAGUCGUCAAAGCAAUCAAAAUCGUUUAUUUUCUAGACAAAUGUCUGAACAACAAAAAGAAAAUAUUAAAAACAAUUCAAAACCCAUUUCACCCAUUUCAUUACGUCGAGCACAAUUUUCAUUGCCUUCUAUUGUAAUUCAUCAAGAAACGCCUACUGGAAGUAGAGGAAGUGUUAAUAGUUGA
Meloidogyne enterolobii is the source of this 1269-nucleotide messenger RNA. Lineage: Eukaryota; Metazoa; Nematoda; Chromadorea; Rhabditida; Meloidogynidae. The record is from the annotation of a GenBank genome assembly.